CACCAUGUAUAUGAUUUCGAACAGAUGGAAUAUAAACGAUACAGAAAAGAUAUACAUCUAAUGCAAUAAAAUCUACAGGGGUGUUCGCCAAUUAUGCUGAACCAGAAACAUAUUUGAUUUGUUUCUGUACGACUCCGUUGUGAAGCCUAGCUCUCUUUAUAAUUCAUGUAAUAUAUGAUUUCCGCGCAUGUAAACUGUAUCUAUAGAAGGAAACAAAUGAAUUACAACUAUAGCGUAAUGGAGGUGAUUUGUGAACGCUGAUGAUAUCAGAGGGAAAUGUCACCAUGAUUUCAAAUAAUACCACUACAAACUCUCCUCCAAGCAAUUCAACAACCUGUCAAGCGGACCCGGUUGAGAAUGCAGAUGACAGUUUUGAGGAGUCUGUUCUGAUUGCUUUCCUCGUCAUUGCCUCCGUGCUGGUUAUAAUAUCUGGUGUUUUAUUACUGCAAAAAAUACGGAGUCUUAAGGUACUCGGAAAAUAUGAGACUGACAUGGUCGUCACAUUCGCUGCCUCUGAAGACGCUUCUGACGACAACCUCCUUCCGAGCAAUGAGAGGAAUGGAAUCGUCAUUUACGAAGAAGAGAUUGGCGAUAACGAUGUAGAAGAGGAAGAUGUAGUAGCUGUGUAUUGUAAUCUACAGUCAUUGAGGGUAUCUGUCGAGGAAUUCUUAAAAGCUUUUCCUGAGAAGAAGGCUUGCAAAGCUCUGGAACAGGAGUUCAAAGAUCUACCAAGUGGUCUGCUGGAGCCGUACACUGAAGCUCUGAAACCAUUAAACAAGUGCAAAAACAGAUACAAGGCCAUUUAUCCCUAUGACCACAGUCGUGUAAUACUGGACCGUACGGAUGACCCACAGAAACCGGAUUACAUCAACGCCUCAUAUAUUGCUGGAUACAAGAAAGAGAAGGCUUACAUUGCAGCACAAGGUCCAUUUACACCAGACACAAUAGAAGACUUCUGGACACUCAUUUGGCAAACGGACUGCACAAGGAUUGUCAUGCUAACCAAUUUAUAUGAGGGAGAAAAGAUGAAAUGUCUAAGAUAUUGGACUGACGAUACGGAAUCAGAGCUCGAUAUUGGUCCGUAUCACAUCACAUUGGAUGCAAUGGAUCAAUAUGAACAUUACACUAUAAGAUAUCUUAUUGUUUCAACGAAAAAUGAGGAAAUCAAGCGAGUCACACAGUUUCACUUCACGACAUGGUCCGAUAACUCCGUUCCAGAGGACUUGGCAUCCUUGAUCUGUUUUCGAAACCUGGUGAGGAAUGGUUUGACGUCAUCUGAUGGACCGAUUGUCGUCCAUUGUAGCGCCGGAAUAGGACGAACUGGCACAUUCAUUGCAUUAGACUUCAUGCUGGAAGAAGGAACGGCAGAGAAUUAUGUAGACGUUAAGUCCUAUAUAGUCUCUCUCAGACAGCAAAGAGGGAAGUGUAUCCAAACAUACGAACAAUACGUUUUUCUCCACGAAGCCCUAGUUGAAGGUUUCCAAAAUUCUCGACAGAAUUGCCUAUCGAUAUUGUGAACUAUUUUCUACAAAGAAGUUUUCCAUAAGUGUGAAUGUGGAGAAUUUACACUGUAUCAUUUAAUAUGCAUUGCUUUUAUAUUAUCACUUGUCUUAUAAUACACUUACCAGUUAAAUCUUUUGAGCACAUAUUUGCUUUUUCUAUCAUACUUCAUGUACUUUUUGUAUGUAAAACAUGUGUUGAAUUUGAAAUAAACGAACAAUACCAAUAUAUCUUUACGGAAAUGGUAUUUGAUAUAAAACUAAAAAUCAAAACUACUUCCCAAAC
Messenger RNA from Ostrea edulis (European flat oyster), 1785 nucleotides. RefSeq names its product tyrosine-protein phosphatase non-receptor type 7-like. Gene Ontology annotation, biological process: protein dephosphorylation. The transcript has 11 exons. Gene Ontology annotation, molecular function: protein tyrosine phosphatase activity. The record is from RefSeq and is a predicted model, not a curated record. Lineage: Eukaryota; Metazoa; Mollusca; Bivalvia; Ostreida; Ostreidae. The coding region runs from base 261 to 1517 and encodes 418 amino acids.